AUGUCAAAGACGAUGGCAGUUCCAAUGAAAAAUGAAGGAAAUCAAAUCGGCAUUAAGCCAUUAGAAAUAGCAGCUAAAGUAUCGACUGAUGUUGUAGAAGCACCAACAAGUUAUGUACCUUUCGCUCCAUUAAUAGAUAUAUUUUUAAACUUAGGGCAAGAUAUUGUAACGUUAGACCAAAAGGCAGAACAUAAUAAACGUUUAGGUAGAUAUUUAACAGAGCGGCUAAAAUUCAUUACAGAUGUUUCUCAACUGGUUUCAUUUGGUAAAUUCCUUCAUGCUGGCAAUAUUGUAAAAAAGUAUAGCGAUUUGUCAAAUACGUUUGAUGGAUACAUAGAGUCUUUAUAUCAAGCGAUGAACAAAACUCUUGUGAAAAAUUCAGAUUUUAAAAAAGCGUAUGAGAUCAAAGUUAUUAGGGCAGAUUUGGUAGAAAUGAAAAAGUUCAUGUUUGCUAUGUCCGACGGUAAAACAGGAUCGGACGAAAAUACCUUUACAGAUAUUAAAAGGAUUAGAGAAUUAAGCUUAGACGAUUACGAACCUAAACAUGAGUCUGAAUCCUGUGGCAAAAAAAUUCAUUGUAGAUGGAAUAAUGCGACACUUUUAGAAUAUGCGUUUAAAGAAAUUCAUGGGAUUGAUGAUGAACAAACUGAAAAGGAAAUUUCAAAAUCUAAUGAUGGAUUAGAAUAUUAUUUAGUGACAGAGUGGAUGGAAAAUGGUAAUUUGCAGGAAUAUUAUGGAAAGCAUACAUUGGAUUGGAAUAAAAAAUUUGAAUUUGCCAUUGAUAUUUGCCGAGGAAUUGCUUUCUUGAAUUCUAUAGAGGUACGUGAAUAUUCAUUCAAUUUAACAGAUAAUACUACAUUAAAUAGUGCAAGCGUAUUAAUUAAUAGCAAUCACAAGGCUAAAAUUGCUAAUUUUGGUUUAAGAGAUAUUACUAGAGAUAUCCAAAUUAGUCUUGAGAACAUAGGAUAUAUAGCACCCGAGAAGCUAGAACAUGGAGCCCUUCUAUGGGAAAUUGCUGAAGAAGAGAUACCUUAUAUUAGACAAGGAAUAGAUUUACAGACUAUUCAAGACCGUGUUGUCAAAGAGAAAUAUCGUGAACCAUUUUCUUCAGAUGCACCCAAAGUUUGGCAGGACAAUGCAUAUACAGCAAUGCAUCAUGAUCCAAAUUUUCGUCCACGAGUUUCUAAAAUACUUACAACCCUUUAUGACUAUCAUCAUAAAGAUGAAAAAAAGACUUCACCUAUGAAUGAAUUUGAAGAUGAUUUUAUAAUUGAUGAUAGUGAUGAUAGUUUCAUGACUGUAGAUGCAGCAGUUGAAGAACACCAAAAACCGGACGGAGAUAGGCAAAAAGCAUGGGAAUGCUUCAACCAAUUCGCUGAACAAGGUGGUAUAACUGCGAAAUACUGGGUUGCUUACUAUCUAUAUCAUUGCAUCCUUCCUGAGCAUAAAGACAAUCGUCAAGAAAAUCUUCAGCGUGCGGUAAACUUGUUUAAAGAAACAGCUGAUUGUGGUAAAGUCGAGGCACAACUCCGAUACGGGUUCUGUUUAUGGCAAGGCUAUG
Messenger RNA from Cetraspora pellucida, 1561 nucleotides. The record is from the annotation of a GenBank genome assembly. Lineage: Eukaryota; Fungi; Glomeromycota; Glomeromycetes; Diversisporales; Gigasporaceae.